Acanthocheilonema viteae is the source of this 399-nucleotide messenger RNA. The record is from the annotation of a GenBank genome assembly. NCBI's taxonomy places the organism in Eukaryota, Metazoa, Nematoda, Chromadorea, Rhabditida, Onchocercidae.
AUGGGAAUAGAUUUUAUUACAUUUCUCAUAAAGGAACGUGAACGAAAACGUAUCGAAAAUGCAGGUGGUUUUAUCGAAUUUCGUGGUGUAGACCGAUUACAAGGAAUUCUUUCUGUUUCGAGAGCAUUUGGUGAUACGGCAUUAAAACAACUUUCUGUAUUAACAGCACAACCGGAUAUUGUCCGGAUUGACCUCAAUGAAGUUAGUUUACAGUUUAUUCUCGUUGCAUCGGAUGGUUUUUGGGAUGUGCUAACGAGUGAUGAAGCGGUACACUUGGCACGAUCAUUUUUACGUGUAUCAUCAAAUCAGUGGAAUAAAGUUGCAGAAUAUUUGGUACGAAAGGCACUCAAACUUGGUUCCGACGAUAAUAUUUCCUUAUUAUUUAUUCGAUUAUUUUAA